ACGUCACGUAGGUUUGGGCGGACCCAGCGUUCCGUGGGGUCCAUGACGACCCGUGUAGAGGAGGAUAAGGGUACCGCCUAAAAACAGACGCUUUUAUUGGACACACAGUGUUGCUAGGCGCUGCAGGAUGUCCGUAACAGCGCAUCAGCACUGGAACCGAAGCUAACUAUGAACGCUAUAACAUAAAGAGGGAGGAAUCUUUAGGGAGGUGUCGGUGCCGUAUUAUCCGAGAUGAGGAGAGCAUUGCCGCAGUGAGCAAAUAAUCUCAUCAGCGGGCUGUGGAUUUCAUGUCCCUUACAGACGCUGACAUUUAUAAGAAGCAAGGGUACUCGGGUUUGAAGCUGCUAUGUGGUUGCUUAUGUCUGAGAGACCAUUCAUUAAAAUGUUCUUUCAAGGGACAGCUGCGCACUUUAUAGUUUUGUGACGGAUUAAACAACGGGACAACCUCUGUCAACUACACAGCAUGGUGCAUUCAUUCAUUGAGGAUCAUGCGAACGGCUGAAUGUCACAGAUGAGUGUCCAGCGAUUCACUGGUCAUGGAAAACCUGACUGGAUCCAACUCUGAGCAGCAGCCUGUGGGCUUCACAGUUCCGUCUGUCCCCUCAAAAAAGACUGUAAUUUAUGAAAAUGGCCAUGAACAUCCCACUCACACGGACCCCACAGCUGCAGCACACAGAGGGGCCAGCGAUCCAACCGCAUAUCCACUAUCAGAUUACAAACGUCUGGUCCGGCAAAGAUUCAUACGCAGAAGUUUGUGGUUCUCGGAGUCAGAGGAUCAAGAAUUCGAGGUUGCAGAGUGCGACAUCACCAGCAGUCCCGUUAAAAGUGCACAUAUCGCGGUCCAGAGGAGCUUUCACGCAGAUAGUCAAGUUGGACAGGGGGACGGUGUGAAUGAAAACUUGACCAAAGAGCCCGAAACAAGUGAGGCUGAGGAGAAACAAGAUGCUGAAUCAUCUGAAACAUCCAGGAGUGUGGGAAAAGCUGGGAGUGAUGAGAACGAGGAAGAGGCUGAAAUGAAGGCAGUGUCCACCUCUCCAAGUGGACGCUUUCUUAAGUUUGAUAUUGAGCUUGGAAGAGGGUCCUUCAAAACGGUCUAUAAGGGCCUGGACACUGAGACGUGGGUGGAGGUGGCCUGGUGUGAACUUCAGGAUCGUAAGCUGUCCAAAGCAGAACGUCAGAGGUUUAAAGAGGAGGCAGAGAUGCUAAAAGGCCUUCAGCAUCCAAACAUUGUGCGCUUCUAUGACUUCUGGGAGUCUCCUCUUAAAGGCAAGAAGUGCAUUGUUUUAGUCACUGAACUGAUGACGUCUGGAACACUGAAAACGUAUCUGAAGCGAUUCAAGGUGAUGAAACCAAAGGUUUUACGAAGCUGGUGCAGACAGAUCUUAAAAGGUCUUCACUUUCUCCAUACGAGGACACCUCCCAUCAUCCAUCGGGACCUGAAGUGUGACAACAUCUUCAUCACUGGUCCUACAGGCUCAGUCAAGAUUGGUGAUCUUGGCCUGGCCACUCUAAAGAGAGCUUCCUUUGCCAAAAGUGUAAUUGGCACUCCUGAGUUUAUGGCUCCUGAGAUGUAUGAGGAGCACUACGAUGAAGCCGUAGAUGUGUAUGCAUUUGGCAUGUGUAUGCUAGAAAUGGCCACAUCUGAGUAUCCAUACUCAGAGUGCCAAAAUGCAGCACAAAUCUAUCGCAAAGUCACUAGCGGUGUGAAGCCAGCCAGUUACAGUAAGGUGACCGUGCCUGAAAUAAAAGAAAUCAUUGGAGAGUGUAUCUGCCAUCGCUGGGAAGAAAGGUACUCCAUAAAGGACUUACUAAAUCAUGCAUUCUUUGCGGAGGACACUGGAGUAAGAGUAGAGCUGGCUGAAGAGGACGACGGCAAGAAGUCUUCCAUUGCUUUAAGGCUUUGGGUUGAAGACCAGAAGAAACUUAAAGGGAAGUAUAAAGACAGUGGUGCUAUCGAGUUCACCUUUGACCUGGACACAGAAGUCCCAGAAACAGUUGCCCAGGAAAUGGUGGAGUCUGGCUUCUUUUUAGAGAUUGAUGUGAAGAUUGUGGGUAAGUCUAUCCGUGACCGUGUGUCUUUAAUAAAGUGGAGACGACAGCGUAACGCAUCAGGUCGUAAUGGAAAGACAGAAGAGAGAAGCACCAAGACACAGAAUCUCCUUCAGGUGCCCUCCACAGGGCCACCAGUUGCUGGACCACCCAGUCUUCCAUCUGAACCAGAGGAACUACAGACUGAAGCAGUCAGUCUGGUCUGCAGUGCCCCAACCAGUGCGACUACAGCUACACCAGACAGCAGUGCAGGCUCAACAAUGGUUACAGGCACUUCGGGCAACCAAGACAGCACCUCCCUCUCUGAGUCCAUUUCCACUGCCCAAAGGGUCUUAAGCCCUCCAGCACAGCAUCUGGCUCAGUUGCCAGAAAGUGCCCAACAGCCAUCUACUGCACACCUGCCCCUGGGAACUCAACAACAGUCUGCUCUACAAAUGCCCCAAGGUGUCCCACAACAAACUAUAGGUCAAUUACUCCACGGGACUCAGCAACAACCUAGUCCUCAACAACCCCAAGGAGCCCAACAACAGCCUAGUGCUCCCCUGCACCAGGCUGUACAAGCACAGGCCCACGGUUUGGUGCCACAAGCACCCCAGCAACAACCCACCGUUCAGUUGCACCAGCAAUAUCAACAGUCAACUCAUCAGCUACAUCAAGGGGCUUUUCAACAAUCUUCGGUACACCUGCAUCAGAGCGCCUACCAGCAAUCACCUCGACAUGGCAGUAUUUCUGGUGACUCCCAGAGACCUUUGAUAUUCUCCGAUAACUUGACGGCGACCAGGCGUUGCAGCACUUCAUUUCUCGACAUAUUACAGAGGAGAACUGACCUACAGAAUUUGUUAGAGUGCCUGCAUCAUCAGGCUUAUAGCUGUCCCAGACCUGAAGCAAGUUCUAGGGAUGAAAUGGAUCAGUCGCUGUCUACAAGUGCCUUCAUAGGGUCUUCAUCAUUCACAAAUGAUGAUCAGGCACCAAAUAAUGUUUCUGAAGACACUGGAACCUGUAAAUAUAGUUCAGAGCAGGUGAAAAUAAAUUCUCAGUCAUUCAGUAGAAGGAACUCUGAUGUCUAUCCACGUUACUGCCAAGCUUGCAUGGCACUGUUGCAAGCUGCAAGGCCAGGGGGUCGAGGGGGUCAAGGGUCUCUCGGUCAUGCCUCUUCACCCUCUUCCUCCUCUAUCCACCAAAACAUGCCAUCCCUUUCCCUAUUGAAACCAUCAUUCCCAUCUAAUCUGGCUCAUCAAGACUCCAACUCACCAAUUUAUAAGACCCCACAGUCUCCAAAUAUAUCUACACUGCCUCCAAAGCAAGUUUCUGUUCUUAAGAACAUGCCAAGUUCAAUACCAGUUCAAGUCACCCCACCUUCUCCAGUGCAUAAAAGCCAUUCUCCUGCACAGAUUCCUGUCACAACUCUUCCUAACAGCAUGUCAACUCUAAGUCAUUCCACUGUGUUUACUCCUGUCUAUGUAUCUAUACCUUCACCGGUCCACACAUCUUCUAGGCACAUGUCCAUGUCAUCACCAGUUGAUCCACCAUCCCCACUCAGGUCAUCCUCUCCAGUGUCACCCAUCUCCUCAAUUGGUCCACAUUCUCCUAGUUUGGGAGACAGCUCAGAUUUGUCUCACCUCCAUCGCUGUCUACAUCACAUCAUCAAUCGGCGUACCAGUUCCCCUGUGCUGAUUGACAAGGCACAGCCUGGAGAUGCCCACGGUGAUGCUAGAGUUAACAGGUUCCUUGUACCUCAGGUCCAAAGCGUAAGCUCUUUGUGCGUACCACUAUCCCAUCAGGAAACAGGGUCUUUUUCUGUGCAGGACAGUGAAGCUGGAGCAGGUUUUGUGCCUUCCGCACAAUUGGUUCCAUCUAAGACCGUCUCUGCUCCAGCGACUCCUGUACCACAUGCUCGUCCCCAGAGCAUUCCUGCCUCUGCCCUCAUAGCACAGCAAAACCAGACAACUGUACCACUAGCACAGGAGUUUCAUCUCUAUUUCCAUCCUGAAGCUUUCCCGCCUCAGAUUUUAUCAACAUUUCAGCCCCUAGUGCAAACAUCUUCAGAUGCUCAGUCCAUUCCACCACAUUUGUUACAGUCAGUUUCGUCAAUGCUCAGCACCGCUUCCGUUCCUCCACAACCACAGCUAAAUGUUCAGACGCCGCUUCUCCAGCCUCUACAAAUUGCCACACAGUUUCCUUCGGCAUAUCCUCUAUUGCCAGAAGGGGGCACUUCUGCAGGGACAGAGUCAAUACCGUUCUCCUCAGUCUCUUACUCUUCUCCCUACCCCACAAAUGUUCCUCCCGUAUCUUCCCCCUACUACUCACCAAGCCCUAUCACUGCUCCUCUUCCCAUACUACCAAUGCAGAACGUACCUUGCAUGCUAGGAACAGGCACACCUGUGUCCACCCCUCUGAAUGUACCUACCCCUGUACCUCUCCUGGCUAUGGCCCUGUCCCCACCAAUGCUUCCUUCUGAGGAACAUCUGCAGCAGAUGUACUCCCCAGUUCCACCACCAGAAGGUGCCUUUUUCCACUCUCAGCCCAAACCAACACAGCCCUCCCUUCCCCUCCCUAAUCCAACCUCCCUCCUCCAGCAAGACCCAUCUAUUCCUGAAUCUUUUACUGAGGAGUACCCUCGACAUGAGGCUCACACUAUUAUGUCGCAGAUCCAGUCUCCUCCGCAGGACAGGCAGUCAGAGCCAAAGUUUACCCCUGUCCAAGUCCUACCUGAGAACGUGGAGCCUCCUCUGCAGCCUGCUGGCAUACAGACAGUAUAUGCUGUUCCUGAGAGUACUGGCAUGCCCAGUACAACUCAGCAAAUGGCAGACACUGCUUCAAUGCCUAUUGCUCCUGCUCCAGAGCCCAGCCCAUUUCAACCCAGCACUGAGGCGCCUGUAUCUAUUCCAUUCCAUAGUUAUGUAUACGACAGCCUAAACCAAGAUGCAGGAUCUGGUAAAGAAAUGAGUGACAGCUAUGAGGGACCCAUUGGUGGAGGAAAGGGUGAUGGCAAACCCAGAAAGCACCACCGCAAAUCAGCUCGCACACGCUCACGCCAGGAAAAAAUUAACAAGCCAAAGCUAAGCAUGCUAAAUGUUAGUAAUACAGGUGACAAGAUGGUGGAAUGCCAGCUGGAGACACACAAUCAUAAAAUGGUGACUUUCAAAUUUGACCUAGAUGGAGACGCACCUGAAGAAAUAGCCACUUAUAUGGUGGAAAAUGGUUUCAUUCUACCAAUAGAAAAGGAGAUUUUCAUAGAUCAACUUAAGGAUAUUGUCGACAAGGCAGAGGACAUUCUAAGCGAAGACAUGGAUGGAGAGAAGACAUCAGAACAUGGGACAAGUCAAUUGCAAGGACAAACUCCUAGAGAACAAGGAGGAGAGCCUCCUGCAACUCUCCAGGGAAUUAAAGGACAGCAACCUGGAGCCCCCCAGCCAGUUUAUCAGCAAAAUGUUCUGCACACGGGUAAGAGGUGGUUCAUCAUCUGCCCUGUGGAAGAAGCUCCUGCUGCCUGUCAGGAUGUAUCGUCAGAUGGAGGUCCAUCCACUCAAUCUCCAUCCACAACGACAAUAACUGAUACGACAGCUCAGCCUGGUGAGAGUGCAUCAGCCCAGCCACCAGAACCUAGCACAGGAUCUGCUUCUGCAUCAAUGGAUUCAGAAGCCUGUGCCACAGCGCCUCCAUCUGGAGGAAGUGAUCCUUACGGGGUUUGGAGCCCCUUAUCUAUGACCACUACUGAUCCUCUGUCUUUGACUGCUCUUUCCCAAGCUCCCCCUGCCCCGCAAGCCGCUGCGAUGCCAGUGCAGCCUGUUUCCCAUCCAGAGGACGUGCCACAGGUCAGUGUGCAACAAUCCCAGCCAUGCAUGGAUCCUCAAAGCUCUCUUUUUGUGGACGAGACCCAAAGUGGCAGAUUAGGCGCAGUUUCCCCCAUGCACACCGCUCAGCAGAUGGCUGAAAUGGCAUGUGCUGUCUCCAUGGUGGAGGAUGUGCCCUGCUGCCCCUUGGUCAUGCCACUGUCCCUUGAAGUGAGCAGCGGGACUCAGAGGUCAUCUUCUGUGAUGCCACCACCAUUACAAGACACUACGUCUGCUCGUGAACAACUCCACUCCAUUACAUCGAGUCGAGCAGAACGUACACAGCAGCCUGUGGUGCUGCAGCAGCCUGUGUCGACUGUGAGUGGAACUAAGCCACCGUCCCUGCCUCAAAGUCCCGCUCCUUCACAGCACCACUUUGUCCCUAGUGAAUCAGAUGGAGAGGGCCGUACCAGAGGAGGGUUUGUAGACAGCACUAUCAAGACUCUGGACGAGAAACUGAGGAAUUUGCUGUAUCAAGAGUAUGCUCCCAUGUACCCAUCGGGAAGUGCUGCUGAAACUCCAGGAUCUGGCACAGAGUAUAUACAAUCCCCACCUGGACCAGAGAGUGCAGUGGGAGGGUCAGGAACCAGCACACCUAGUCUUAUGGGAGAGGGACGAUUCAGAGCAGGAGAGCAGCUGCCACAGAUUCCAGAACGUGUGGAUAGUUUAAGUGCUCUCAGUGACUCUGCAGUUGGAGUUACUGUGUCAAGGAGACAUGUGAUGCCACACUCUACCUCUUGCUCUGGAUCUAGAAGUCGAUAUAAGAUGGUGCCUAGCUCCACUGACAUCCUGUCAGGUCAAGGUCGAAAGCAGCGUAGCCUGAGCAGCACUGCAUCUCCAGCACACCCUGGUGGCUUUUUGGGAGAAUGUGCCAUGUAUGAAGAGCCGACUGUUUCGGCUACUACUGUCGGCAGAUUCUCAGUGGUCAGCACAGAAGACGAGGUCACGCGCAGAAAACACAGCAGCAGAUAUUCUGCCCCACCUGACUUCUAUCUGGACGCCCCACCUCCUCUGACAAAACGAGGCUCGCUGCCAAGGGCACAGACCUCAGUCUCAGCGGAUGUCACCGUUCACACCCGUUUCAUGUCUUCUGACUCUGGGGCCGAGAGCAGCCCUGCCAAAAUGGCACCCACAACCCCAUCCCGCCACGGUAGGUCAGAAAGGAGAGGAAGUGACCUCAUGAAAAGAGCGGUGGCUUUUCUUAAGCGUUCCGGCCGCAGUAGUAGUGUGCAAAGCUCUGAUUCGCCAAGCAGAAAAGGAGGGGUGUACGGAUCCUAUGUCAGCAGUGACAAUGACUCGGAGAUGGAGGACUCAGAUAUAAAGAAGGAGCUUCAUAGACUAAGAGAAAAGCAUAUGAAGGAAAUAACCGAAUUGGAGGCCCACCACCGAGAAGAGAUUGAGCUUCUCUACAUCAGAUUAGGGAAACCACCUCCUCCAGGUCUUUCUAUCCCUCCCACAGCGCCCCCUGCUGGACGCAAGCGCAGGACCAGCAGACACAAGCUAAAAGCUGGCAAACUGCUCAGUCCUCUAGUACAACAGCUGAGAAAUGUUGCCUCUAAAACUAGUGACAGCAGCAAACCUAGUGAUUUAACAAAAUCAGCUGAGCCUGUCCCAAGCUUAAAUGGGUCUCCUGCUAGGGCUUCCAACUUGUCCGAUGGCAAGGCUUAUUCUGGGACUGGGACUUUACCUUGUUCUGUGUCUGUUCCGGUUCAGACCCAACAGCCCUGUUCUCUCAAAGGAUCUCUCUCCUCCGACAACAUCUACUCUGGUCUCCAGGGAGAAGGACUUGGGCCACGCAGCCAGCCUGGCCAAGGCUGGCCUCCUUCUCCCCAGGCGUCUGCGCAGGUCACCUAUAAAUCCAGUAGUAAACCACGCGCUAGAUUCCUCAGUGGGCCUGUUUCUCUGUCCAUCUGGUCAACACUUAAACGCCUGUGUCUGGGUAAAGAACGUGGCAGCAGAUCUGGAACACCUUCAGCUGCCUCUAAUCCGUCCCCAAUGCCUCCCGGAUCCACUCCCCCUCCUCACCAGCCAAUUGGUCUCGCCCAAGCACAGACUAACAACAGCAACAACAAGACGGAUGCUUUCACACAGCAGCUUCAUAGACAGGUGGAUAACUGGGCAAAAGGGGUGAGGGCCCCUUCACGCUCACGCUCCCUCAGUCUAAGACCACAGCAACUGACCAGAUCCAGGAUCUGGAGCGCUAUAGAGGUUCCAGGUUCAAUAGAAAGAUUGAAUGCUUCCCAGCUGCAUCUUUCAUGGCCACGGAUUGAUUUCCAUUCCUCUGUAAUGGCGACUGACACUUCACAAAUACUCCAGCGCAGUUUUAUGGUGCCUGGUAACCCUUAUGGAAAGAUGUUGACCACCCCACACUUAGACCACUGGACGGCAAUGAGUGCCACUCCUAACCAAGAAGUCUUUGCUUUCUCUGCUGUGCACUUGCCCUCAUGGACAGCACCUUCUUCCCCCAGCGAGGUUCCUAGUUCUAGAAAUAGGACCAUGUAGCUUUACCAUCACUGUACUUACAAUUCUUACUCUGUCGCCAAAAAUACUUUAGAGUUUCUUUAGAGUGCAGGUUAGGCCUGUUAGUGUGCAAUUCUAUCUGUUGCAGUUGCUAGCAUGUAGUUGCUUACAGUGUAGUAAUAUCACAUGAACAUGUAAAUAUUCAAACCAACAAUGUAGACAUAUCAUCUCAGUAUUAUUGUACAUAUUCAUAUAGCCUAUGUAGAAUAACUGAAUUUUAGCAUAGGCGUAUGUACAGAAUGUAUAUUUUUCAUCGAAAUCUAUUUAGCUUGCUUGUGUUUGUGCAGAAUCACCUUGAACUGUACACAUAUGUAAAUGCUAUAAGGUACAGUAAUAUGCCCUUAAAUUUGUGUAUAGACACUGUUUAUACUUCUGUAAAUAUAAGCUCUGUCUGCAUAUGUGCUUAAACUGGACAACUGAAUGAAAGACCGAGGUUUAGGUCAAACAGUGUUUUGGAGUUUGAAGCGAUGAUCACGAUCAUGACAUCACUGUGAAUUUUUCACCGCGUCCCACAGCGUUCACUAAUUUCGCACUAGUCUCAAAACACAUUAUCGCAUGCUAGAAAAGUAACUACAAAAAUUGCACUGAGAAACGAGAGACUGUACGUUCCAGGUGAACAAGCCUGCAGGAGUGCCUUGAACAGCAGCUUAAGACUGUGCUACGUACAUUACCAGCCAGUGUACCGAGAGUAAUGGUGACUGCUAUUAAUUUUCUGUUAUUAAGCAUAAUACUUAUGAACUAAAUAUGAACUACAUAUGAACUAAAUUCAUGUUUUUUUUUUCCCACCUCUCCUUUAUGGAUGUUUAUAAAAUGCAUUUCGACACCUACUGAUGGUAUAAUUCAGUUAUGAGUGACAUUUUGUUUUGAAGGUGUGUGCAUUCAUUUUGUCAUUUUCUACAUCAUCCAAUACUGUAAAACAAAUAUCACAUUGACCUAAAGCAAAAAGGAGAGCAAGAUUUGUUUUCAAAGUUGUAAUGACAAAUUUUACAAUAAUGAAAAGAUGAGCUGAAUGAUCUCUGCUGGUGUGGUCAUGUUUGCAGUUACAGCACAGUCUCAUAGCACAAUGCCAUCAUUUAGAUCUCAAUGCUACUGUUUUUAUUAAUAAUGAUAACACUGGAGUUUCCUGGUGGAGCACCAGAGAGUGUUGACACAGACUGAUGCUUUGCAACUUACAGUAUAAAAGACCAUGUCUACCCUAAACUAACUAUUAACAACUAAAUUUGGGUUUUGAAAUAUGGUAUUAGUAAACAAACAUCUGUAGAUGUUUUCUUAUUCUCUAACUUAUAGUUCUGGCAAGUUCUAUGUUAUUAUAAAAUAAAAUAUAUGUUUAAACACACAAAUGUGGAAUGCAACAGGAUGAGGAUGACUUUUAAUGAACCUCUUUUUCAAACGGCAUUAUAUAUUUAGACAUAAGUGACAUUAGAUCUAAUCUUGCACUAAGCAGAAGUAUAGACAGGUUAUUAUUUUUUGUCAUGGUUAAUGGUGCUAUAAUGUAUGGGAGUCUUUACCUCUCUUAUGAUACAGCAAAUCUUGUUUCAGUUUAUUUUCUAUUAUUUUUGUAUUUCACCAAUGCAGAAGAUUAAUCAGAUAUACUGAAAUAAUAUUACAUGGGCUAUUAAUAUUUGGGUCAUAAAACAUGAUGGCGUUUGAUUUAGCUAGCUUUUUUUAAUUGCAUUAAGCAAAUAAGACUGGACUAUAACAGUGCUUGCAUUAUUACUAAGCUUGUUUACUUUCUGUACGGCUAUAUAGACUGAAAUAUGAGGCGGCCUGUCUUAAAUCUGAGCCACUUGACGUUUAUCUUCAGAAAAAGUUCAUUAGCCUACGCUACGUUACAAUCUUCGAAAGAAAUGCAUUUGGUUACACAUUUUCAGAAAUGUCUGCUUUGUACAAACAAAUAAAUAAUAGGCAAUGUGAAGAUGUAAUGCUUCAUAUCAUGAGAAAAAGUAUUGCAGAACUUUUCCAUACCACUAUUUCGAAAGAUUAAAGGUACAAUCAGCAUU
Messenger RNA from Labeo rohita (rohu), 10402 nucleotides. RefSeq names its product WNK lysine deficient protein kinase 2 (gene wnk2). The record is from RefSeq and is a predicted model, not a curated record. Gene Ontology annotation, cellular component: cytosol; cytoplasm. Gene Ontology annotation, molecular function: chloride channel inhibitor activity; potassium channel inhibitor activity; protein serine/threonine kinase activity. Gene Ontology annotation, biological process: intracellular signal transduction; positive regulation of potassium ion import across plasma membrane; positive regulation of sodium ion transmembrane transporter activity. Lineage: Eukaryota; Metazoa; Chordata; Actinopteri; Cypriniformes; Cyprinidae.